ACUGUAUUUAAAUAUUAAUAUUUAGGAUAUUUUUUAUAGUAAUUUUUUUGAGAAUUUUAUUAUUAUUUUGAAUAAUUAAUAUUUAUAAAUUUAUUAAAAAAAUUUAAAUUAAGAGAAUUGAAGAGAGAAGAAAUAAAACUAAUUAACGUAAUUUUAGGAUGUUAGUGACCGUCUCAUAUACUUUUCUUAUAUAUUGAUAUUGAUUGAUAGUAAAAAUGUUAAUAGUUAGAGUAAGAGUAUUUUUUGUAAAUAAGUUAGUUUUUUAAUUUUUUUUUUUAUGUAAAUUUUUUUGUUUUAUUUUUAAAAUACUGUAUGAGAUAUUACCAUUUCUACGCACUCGAUCAAAACGUUAUGCAAGUUAAUUGAAAGCAUAGUCAUCGUUACUUUAUUAUAUUGGAUUGGCCAAUACUUUUUUUUAACGUAUCAUAAUGUAGUAUUAUUACAAUCCUUUCCUUGUUGGAGUUAACUUUUAUUUGUUGAAGUGCAACAUAAUAAUAGAUUAAUAGGGUCAAACAAGAAUCUUGUCUUCUUUUCAAUUGUUUCCUGGAACGGACUUUGCUGUUUUUACAAGGCCCUGGGAUAUAUUUUCGGCAUGUAUUGAAUGCCAGUUCCAACAUAUAUAUAUAUAUAUAUAUAUAUAUAUAUAUAAUAUACACAUUGAUUAUACUAAUAAGCCACUAUGUGUUUGUAAGAAAGAUUAACAGGGUGAGAGGGAAAAUGGAAGAAGUGGUGGAAGAUGUAGUUAUUGUGGGAGCAGGAAUAGCUGGUUUAGCCACUGCAGUGGCACUGAAGAGAGUUGGUGUUAAGGCAUUGGUGUUGGAGAAAUCAAAUGGGCUUAGAGCCACAGGUGCAGCCUUGAUCCUUUCACGAAAUGCUUGGCUUGCUCUUGAUGCCCUUGGUGUUUCCCAAAAGCUCAACUCCAUGUAUCCCUUCAUCAAAGAGUUUAGGGCUUACAUAACCAAUUUGGAAAGUGGAGCGAUUCAAGAAAUUUCUGCCGCUAAAAGAGCCAGUGGCAAUGGUGAAACUAGAGCCAGAGCAGUACAUCGAAAAGCCUUACUCGAGACUUUAGCAGGUGAAUUGCCAACUAACUCGAUCCGUUUCUCUUCAAAGCUCACUAAAAUUGAAACAGAAUCACAUUUGAGUUCAUCAAUUGCUGUGAUUCAUUUGGAAGACGAAAAUGUCAUUAAAGCAAAGAUUCUGAUUGGUUGUGAUGGGGUACACUCGAUGGUGGCGAGAUCGUUGGGAAUCAUAGCAGCUAUCGAUUCAGGUCGUUCAUCAGUCCGUGGAUUGGCUGUGUUCCCUCAAGGUCAUUGCCUUAAAGAUGAAAUGCACCAGUUCGUAGGUACAAGAAGAAGGGCUGGUCUGGUUCCUGUCAAUGACAAAGAGAUUUAUUGGUACUUUACUUGUUCUUCUCCUUCUAAAGGCACAGGUCUCUUAUCAGGAGACCCAAAAGUCAUACAAAGAGAAGUAAUUGAGAAGUAUGCCAAGGAUUUUCCUGAGAUAUAUCUAGAUGCCGUUAAGCACACAGACCUGUCGACAUUGACAUGGGCUCCAUUGAUGUUCAGAUAUCCAUGGAACGUGGCAUUUGGGAAGUUAAGCAAGCAAAACAUCACAGUGGCUGGCGAUGCAAUGCAUCCCAUGACGCCUGACUUAGGACAAGGAGGUUGUGCAGCACUUGAAGAUGCUGUUGUCUUGGGAAGGCACAUUGGGACAUCAAUACAACAGAAUGGAGGACUUGUCCAACCACAAAUGGCUAAAGCAUUAGCGGAUUACGUCGAAGAAAGAAGGUGGCGAGCAACUUGGUUGAUUAUAGGGUCGUAUUUAACAGGGUGGGUACAAGAAGGAGGGUCUCUUUGGGGGUUGAAGUUCUUAAGGGAUAUCAUAUUUUAUGGAUUGCUUUUUCGAAAGAUUGGUACUCUUAUGCAGUAUGAUUGUGGGAAUCUGCCUAUUUUUCCCAUCUCAACAGAAUCAGAUAAGAUGAAGUAGGUAAUGUUAAGAGUGAUUCAGUCUCCCUCCAAAUCCAUCUUCACUCUGAGCACUUUAAAUAUCUUUGUAAAAUGAUGCUUUUAUAAAUAAUUGAACGAGGGGGCAAUUGAUACAUGAAUAAAUAUGUGGCAUUUUGCACUUCUUUUA
Cannabis sativa is the source of this 2133-nucleotide messenger RNA. RefSeq names its product monooxygenase 2. Lineage: Eukaryota; Viridiplantae; Streptophyta; Magnoliopsida; Rosales; Cannabaceae. The transcript is spliced from 5 exons. The record is from RefSeq and is a predicted model, not a curated record. Bases 718 to 1986 code for a protein of 422 amino acids. Gene Ontology annotation, molecular function: FAD binding.